This is a messenger RNA of Auxenochlorella protothecoides, 1140 nucleotides long. Its product is annotated as Angio-associated migratory cell protein. The record is from RefSeq and is a predicted model, not a curated record. The transcript has 6 exons. NCBI's taxonomy places the organism in Eukaryota, Viridiplantae, Chlorophyta, Trebouxiophyceae, Chlorellales, Chlorellaceae. Gene Ontology annotation, molecular function: protein binding. Bases 1 to 1140 code for a protein of 379 amino acids.
AUGGCGCGGGAACCAGAGGAAGCACAAUUCAUUGGCGUCGCAGAGGGCGACAUUGGGGAUGCCCAGGAGGUCCAUGACCUUGACGACGGAGAUCAAGGGGGCAUCUCCGACUCCAGCGACGACGAAGCGGGCUCCACAGGCGUGGAUGCUGCAGAGUACGAGGACGACUCUAUACACACGUUCGAGGGGCAUCAAGAUGGCGUAUACGCUGUGGCCUGGUGUCCCACCAAGAAGGACCUCGUCGCUACCGGGGGAGCGGACGACAAGGCCUUCCUGUGGCGGGUAGGGCACGAUGCGUUUGAGGAAACUGGCGGCGCUUUCUUCCAGCUGGACGGGCAUGAGGACACCGUGGCGUCGCUGGCCUUCAACCACGACGGCAGCCUCCUGGCCUCUGGCGGCAUGGACGGCGUGGUGAAGGUCUGGGACACGGAGACAGGGGCCUGCCUGCAGACCCUGGACGGCCCCGGCGACGCCGUGGAGUGGGUGGCCUGGCACCCGCGCGGCGACGUGGUGCUGGCCGGCACUGCCGACUUCUCCGCAUGGAUGUGGGAGGGCCGGCGCGGCGCCUGGAUGGCCACCUUCUCCGGGCACACCGCUCCUGUGGCCGCCGGCGCCUUCACCCCCGACGGCCGCGCCGUGGUCACCGCCGGCGGCGAGGGCGACGCCAGCCUGCGCGUCUGGGACCCGCGCUCCGGGGCCUGCACCGCCAGCGUGUCCGGCCACCCCUUCCACGCCGCAGGCGUGACGUGCCUGGCGCUGUCGCCCGACGGCGCCUCGGCGCUCACCGGCUCUGAGGACGGCGCGGCCAAGGUCGUGUCGCUGGGCACGGGGCGCGUCGGCGCGACCCUGGUCACCGACCCCGCCCGCCCCGGUCACGAGGACCAGGGCGAGCGGGCGGGGGUUGAGGCCCCGCUGGUCUUCACGGCGUGCAUGGACGGCGCGGUGCGCGCCUGGGACGCGCGCAGCGGGCGCUGCAACGCCUGCUUCAGGGGCCACGAGGCCCCCGUGCAGGACCUGGCCGUCAGCCCCGACGGGAAGCUGGUGCUGGCGGGGGCGGAGGACGGCGCGGCGCGCGUGUUCAGCCUGGAGGAGGGCAUCGCGCGCAUGGUGGCGGAGCAGGGGCAGCGGCCGGAGCCGUGA